Messenger RNA from Phymastichus coffea, 2593 nucleotides. Its product is annotated as SET and MYND domain-containing protein DDB_G0273591-like. The transcript is spliced from 7 exons. NCBI's taxonomy places the organism in Eukaryota, Metazoa, Arthropoda, Insecta, Hymenoptera, Eulophidae. Gene Ontology annotation, molecular function: protein binding. The record is from RefSeq and is a predicted model, not a curated record. The coding region runs from base 640 to 2424 and encodes 594 amino acids.
GGCAACAAGUUUUGGCCUGUUGUAUCAGCAUUACCACAUUAUUCAUGAUAUAGCCUCCACCAGCAAACAUAUUACAUAUAUAUAGAUGUACAUAUAGUACCAAUGAAGAUAGUAUGUAUGUAAACAACGGUCGAAAAUCGCGUCAAAAUUAUCUGUAGACAAUAAGACAGUCAUAAAAAAGAAGAAAGAAAUAGUCGGAUGUAUAUAUUCGAGUCGAAAUGUUAUUAUACAGUGACUUUUAAAUAUAUAAUAACCUACUGAACAUUCAAAUGCUAGAUUUGUUUGAAAAUUGCUCACGUCAUAAUUUUUCCGGAUUUUAUACCAACUUCAAAAUUACUAGGAAUAAAUUAGAAACAAAAGAAGAGGUCUAAAACGGCAGUCGUCGACAAACCCUGAAAUUACCCUAGCAGUAAUGCUAUUCAUUUAGUAGUUAUAUAACAUGACAUAUACGUUAAGAAACAGCGUUUUUUCUAUAAAACGUAUACAUUAAAAAAUCGAUUUCAAAUUAAAAACAAGUCCAAGUUUUUAAUAUAACAUAUGGUCGAUGUCAUAUCUUCAUUACGGAAUUAAUUCUUUUUUAAAUUACUUUGUUCACAAAGCAGUUUCUUUAAUUUGAAUGUAAGGAGAUGUAAUGUGAAAAUGGAUGUGAAAAGCAAAUGGGACGAACGCAUUGAACGUGACGAGGAAUUCGCGGAAUUUAUGGUUAGUCAUUCGACUCGCAAGAAAAAUGCGCAGAUCUCUGUAAAUACUCGUCAAAAAGGAAAUGAUCUUUACAUUAAAGAAAAACACAAUGAAAGUAUUCACAAGUCCAUACUGUGGUACUUCUCGAAAAGCAUAGCUUUUGCACCAACAAAUUCUGAAGAAUUAGCUGAAAGCUAUUAUAGUAGAUCUACUAUUUUGAGUCAUAUACAUCGUUUUAAAGAAUGCUUAGUUGACAUUGAAAGAGCAAGUAAACUUACUAAAUCUAUUGAGUUAAAAUCCAAACUUGAAGCUCAAAAAAAUAAAUGUUUAUCAUUAAUGAAUUGUCAAAAUCUGAAUGAACAGAAAUCACAAGGAUUUAAUUUUAAUGAUAAGCAACAGCCACCAAAAUUACCUCAGAUGGCACAAUCUGGAGUAUUACCCAAUGUUUCUGAAGCUAUAGCUUUAAUGUUCGAUGAAACAUUUGGUAGACACUUUAUUGCAACUAGAGACAUUAAACCUGGAGAAGUUAUUAUUAUUGAAAAUAGUUAUAUUGCUUUUCCAAACAACAAGCAAAAAUACAUUAUUUGUUCUCACUGCUUGCAAUUUUCUUGGAAUGGAAUUCCAUGUGAAAAUUGUACUAUUUCAAUGUACUGUACUGAGUCUUGUAAAAAAGAAUCUUGGAAGCAAUAUCACAACAUAGAAUGUACUAUUUCUUCAUAUAUACCAAUCAUGCAUAUUGAUCAUAACAAUGCUAUAUCUGAUGUUACAAUUGCAAUAAGAUUAUUCAUUAAAGCAGUUAAUAAGGAAGGUCUUCACAGUGUGUUAAAUGAGGCAGAAGCUAUUGAUAGAGCACGAAAAACAAAUUUAACCCUAUUAUUUAGUGAAGUUUUGGAAUAUGAUACAUUUCGAUCUCUUUAUAAUUUAUCAAACAAUGUACAAAAUACUGACGAGAAAGAUAAAGUUGGUGAUGCAUUACUCUCAAAAAUCAUACAGCUAUUAUCAAGGUAUACAAAUAUUUUUAAUGAGAAGAAAAAUGUAAACAAUGAAGUUGAUGAUGAUUUUCAUGUAAAAAUCAAACAAAUAUUGCAUAAUAUAAGACAUGUCAUAGAUAUCAAUGCUUUUCAGUAUCAAGGUUCCAUCUGUAUUUGUCAAGAUUUAAAUUCUGAGUGUACGUGUGACUCAAACAGAGGAGCUGUUAUUGCUCCUUUUAGUAGUUUUAUUAACCAUAGCUGUGCUUCUAAUGUUAGCAGAUUAUUUUUGCCAAAGAAUAGAAUUGUUAUGUUUACCAUUGCUCCUGUUAAAAAAGGCGAUCAGCUAUAUGAUAGUUAUGGACCAUCAUUAAGAAUGGAUAGAUCAAUAAGACAGAAAAUUUUGCAAGAAAAUUUUUACUUCACAUGUAAAUGUAAAGUAUGUAAUGAAAAUUGGCCAACUUUGAAACAACUGGAACUAGUUGUUGACCCAGUAAGUGAAUCUAACAUCAUAUCACAAGUUUUGGCUGAAUUUAAAAAGUAUUAUCCUAAUGUCUCAGAAAAAUUUAUGUUUCAAGAAACAGAGACUGUUUGGCCAUUGAAUGAAGAGUCAUUGAAAAAGAUGAUAAAAAUGUGUGAACUUAUUUACAAGUACUGUAAUAAUCCUAUAAAAUCUUUCUUACUUAGUUCUUACUACAGAUAUUUUAUUGAUAGAAUAUUUUAUAAAUUAUAUGGAGAAGAUUGUAGAAUUCCUAGUAACUGUUUUGAUAUGUAAUUUUAUUUUAUUUUAUUUUAAUUUUUUUAAGAUACUGUGAGAUAUAUUCUUCUUUUUAAUUUGUUUAUUAUUUUAAAAGCAUAUAGUUUUUGUAGCCUUUUUUAUUUAUAAAUUAUUGCAGGAAAUAAGUUGUUUCAUAGUUUAUUUUAUAUUUUCAUAUGCUGUAAGA